Molecule: messenger RNA, 3108 nt
Organism: Syngnathus acus (greater pipefish)
Lineage: Eukaryota; Metazoa; Chordata; Actinopteri; Syngnathiformes; Syngnathidae
Product: leucine-rich repeat and immunoglobulin-like domain-containing nogo receptor-interacting protein 1
Exons: 2
Coding region: 1006-2799 (597 amino acids)
Cellular component (GO): plasma membrane
Molecular function (GO): protein binding
Source: RefSeq, a predicted model, not a curated record
UUUGUCCACUAGAGGGCAGUCUUCUAUCCUUGAUUCAGUUGAGCAAUGCUGACUUAAGGGGCCUGGAUGCUCCCUCUAUAUUUAGUACUGUAUUGUGUCAGACUGGGCCCCCACCAUGUCUGCCAGGUGGUUCAGUCCCGAAAGCAGCACUGUGCAAAAAAAAUGUACAUCCUACAAAAUAAUCAUCCAUAUUGUACAUUUUCUAUUGUCAUUGACAAAUGUUAUCUCUUAAUUGACAACAUGGACAUUUAGAACAAGGAGCACCUCAAUGGCAAUAAUGGAAUUUGCAAAAGAGUCAGUAUACUUUUCAAUGUAUGCUAAAUAUAGUUCUGUGUGAUCACUGCAAAUGCCACCACGACCAGGAAACUAGUGACAAUAAAAGCGUUGUUACGCAACGACCGCCGGUGGUUUGGGCCCCAGCCCUCCCGAAAUCCGGGCACGGACAGAGAGCGGCUAGGUUCCCCCCCCCCCGGAGGUAGCAGAUGGCCGAGUUGCUGACUCAGCGCUGAUUCUGCGGUGCCACUAACUCAGUAGGCAAACACAGGGUCCAAACAUUAGGUACACCUGCAUAAUGUAAUUCUUAUUCAAUGUAGUUUUGUAAUUAUCAUUUUGCAUGACUUAUUUGAUCCGGCCCACUGCAGUUGUCAAAUACCUGUUGUAAAAAGUCUUCAAAUGCUCCUCAUUUGGCUGACCUGCGCCUGCCUCCUCGCAUCCAGCCUUGGACCUUGGCCACCAAGCCGCAUGAUAAUCCCCCAGGGUGCAAACUGGUGCCCAACCAGCGUUUCCUCCUCCUCAUCCUCAUUGUUGUUGCCACGAGGGCACCGCUUCAUUUCGUCGAGUUUCCGAAAGAGCCGAAGGUGAUUUCCAGUUGAAUUUAUUUUCAUAUUUGUUGGAAAGAAAGUGUCGUCUGGGAAAAAGUCCUUUUGUCUUCCUCUCCCUAGCAACAACAUGAAGAUGGAGUAAUCAGAGUGAAAGGGCAUCCGCACUGAAGCACCGCCUUCUCCCAUGCAGGCAGGCCGUCUUUCCACAGCGCGGUGGGGAGCUUUCUACCUUCUUCUGGCCGCCGGCUUGGCGUCACAAGCGCCGGAGCAGUGCCCUCACUCCUGCCGCCGCUGCGGCGCGGCCGUGUCCACCGUCAACUGCUCCUACGCUGGACUCAGCGGCGUGCCAGAGCGCCUCCCGUCGGAUCUGACUCGACUCAACCUGAGCCACAACGCUAUCAGGACUCUGGCGCCUGAGCAAUUUGGGGCUUUGACGCGACUGGAAGACUUGGAUUUGAGCGACAACCUCCUGGCGUACGUGGAAGCCGAUGCCUUGCUGGGCCUGUGGAGCUUGUUGGAUCUACGCGUGGCCCGCAACCGCCUGAAGGUGCUUCCGGCCGGCGCCCUCGCCGGCUUGUCGAGACUGCGGCUGCUCGACGUGAGCGGCAACGAGAUCCUCGGCGUCCUGGAUUUCACCUUCCGGGACUUAGCCGGCCUCCGCGUGCUGCAAGCGCUGCACAACCAUGUUGUCUUUGUCUCUCGCCAGGCUUUUGCAGGUUUAACCGAGCUGCGCCAGCUCUACCUGGACGCCUGCAACCUCACGUCGGUGCCCACCGAGGCCUUUGCGCACUUGGGCGGGUUGACCGUUUUACAUCUGCACCGUCUCGAGUCCAGCGCGUUGCCCGACUAUGCUUUCCUCGGCUUGGCGCGUCUGAAGGAACUCGUCGUCGCCGAUUGGCCCAGACUGGAGACGUUGUCUGCAAACAGCCUGGUUGGCCUCAAUCUUACGUCCCUAGCCAUUCGAAAGUGCAACCUCAGCGCAGUCCCUUUCGCUGCUUUGCAUCACUUAGUCUACCUUGUUAACCUGGACUUGUCAUCUAACCCAAUCAGCUACAUUCAAGGCAACCAGCUCAGGGACCUGCUCAGGCUAGAAGAGUUCCACCUAGCCGGGGGACGGUUGCGGCGUAUCGAAAUGGCAACGUUCUAUGGUUCGGUGAGUCUGAAGUUGCUCGAUGUGUCGAGAAACCUCCUGAGCACCCUGGAGGAGGGUGUCUUUCACUCGCCGGACGCUCUUCGACAUCUCGGAUUGAACGGGAACCCCCUGGCCUGCGACUGCCGCCUCCUCUGGCUAGCGCGCCGACGUUCGUCCCUCCAAUUCGUCGGAGGCCCGCCGACGUGCGGGCAAUGGGAUUUCCUGGGAUACGCCGCAGCGGAUAUGGCCGAGUUGCUCACGUGCCGGUCCCCUCGCGUCCAGCCGCGCCAACCCGACUCGGUGUGGGUGGAGCAGGGCCACACGGCGGUGUUGCACUGCGAUGCGGAAGGCCGUCCCGAGCCAUCUGUCACCUGGCUCGACCCCGGGCGUAGAGCUUUAACAAAUGCGGGCAGGAUACGAGCAGUCGGCAACGGUUCACUCGAGGUCCGCUACGCGCAGCCGCAGGACACCGGCAUUUACCGCUGCGUGGCAUCCAACGCGGCGGGAAACGACACGCGGCCCAUUGAGCUCCGCGUCCGAACCCUUUCCAAGAAGAAGCCCUUUCACCUCAAAAGCUGGCCUGCUGCCUUGCCUUCUUUGUCACCAGACCUACGGGAGCCGCCGUUUGACGUCAAGACGCUGCUGAUUGCGGCGUCCAUUGGCUUCUUGUCAUUUUGCAGCUCUGUCGGUGUGUGCUUCAUCGCCAUCUUCUUCUGGAGUAAGAGCAGAGGGCAGAUAAAGCACACGGCCAACAUCGCCUAUGUGCCGCGCAGCGCUGCCGCCAGCAGUAAUGGCGGCGCCGGCAACUCCAUGGAGACGAGCAGAUUCACAAUGAAGCUCAUGUAAACAGAUGCAUGAAUAAAGUUCUUUUUCAAGUUGAAAGUCCACAGUUGAUUUCAAAAGUCAAAUGAUCAAAUGCCUACUCUCUGAUUAAAUGGUAAAUGGCUAUUGAUUGUGUUUGAAUCCACCCGUAUAUGUAAAAUAUGAUCAUAUGCAAGCCCAAACCAACCUAUUCUAUUUUUCUCUAGAAAUGUGAUUGUUAACCUUACAUUAAAGUUACUGUCAAGGACGCAUAGUUAAAAUUUCAAAUGCACUAUUUUUAAUACAUGAUUUAUUUGACCGUUGUCUGGUGCAAUAAAAUGCAAUAAAAUAUCU